GGGGGGGGGGGGGGGGGGACCGUCGAUGGGUAUGCCGGGUGCUGCUGCGUGCUGGUGCUGCUGCUUGUCUCUGCGGUGCUUUUCGUUUCUGAGCAAGUCCACGGCGCGGCCUGUGUCUGCUUCUGCUUCUGCCUCUGUUGCUUCUCAAAGCUAAGGUAUGACCACCUUGCGCACCUCUGCUGCUGCUGCUGCUGCACCUCUGUGCUGCCUCCUUGCUCAGAGUUUUGCUGGCGAGCUGUCGGCUGUUCCUAUUCGUCGGUUGGAGCUCUGUUGUGGAUGGCUGUGUUAUGGCGCUAGCGUUCGGUGCCCAGAAAUUAUUGACAAAAUGUUAUUGCCGGAAUGUUGCGAACUUGGACGCGGCUGCCGAAGUUUACCCGAGCCGCAUCGAAGGAGCCAGGAACCUUGAGGUGCUUGGCCCGGGCGGGCUGUGAGUGAGUCUGAUGAGCGAGGCAAGAGAGCCUGCCGCCCAAGACGUAAGUACAUGGCACUCGCCAUGUUACAUUGUUCAGAAUGCCAGAAAUGAGGCACGAAGAAGGAGAAUGACCUGCUCAACUCGAGCAAAUCGCCUGGAAUCCAGGAGACGCCGUGGCGGCAAAGAAACACAUACCUUGAUCCAACCUCCAAGUGAGGCUCUGCGACGGAUGCCAGCAGCAGGCUUCAGCCAAGCUCGCUGUACUGCAGCAUGAUAGCGAAGCAAAGUUCAGAGAACAAUGGAAAGUAGCCUUUUGGUCAAACUGAGCCCAAAUGCAGCCUGUCUUGGGUCGUGGAGGUGAGUGUUGUCAUCUUGACAUGAUCGUUGCUGAUGUUGGCCUUUG
Colletotrichum godetiae is the source of this 815-nucleotide messenger RNA. RefSeq lists its product as uncharacterized. Bases 158 to 406 code for a protein of 82 amino acids. The record is from RefSeq and is a predicted model, not a curated record. The transcript has a single exon. NCBI's taxonomy places the organism in Eukaryota, Fungi, Ascomycota, Sordariomycetes, Glomerellales, Glomerellaceae.